This is a messenger RNA of Sitophilus oryzae (rice weevil), 4738 nucleotides long. RefSeq names its product hamartin (gene Tsc1). Lineage: Eukaryota; Metazoa; Arthropoda; Insecta; Coleoptera; Curculionidae. The transcript has 21 exons. The record is from RefSeq and is a predicted model, not a curated record. Gene Ontology annotation, biological process: regulation of cell cycle; negative regulation of cell population proliferation; negative regulation of TOR signaling. Gene Ontology annotation, cellular component: TSC1-TSC2 complex. Bases 401 to 3712 code for a protein of 1103 amino acids.
GGAGAAACUAAAAUAAAUACUCGUUAAGGUAUAUUAUUGUUAAUUACCCUCGCUUUUCCCGUUUCGGGCGUUGUCUGUGCUAUAUUUCUUUCAGUUCGAAACAGGUAGAUAAAGAAGGGAAUACAUGUGCGGGUGGAUUGUCAGGUUUUGUCUGAAUAUCAGCUGUUUUCCCAGAAUUUCAGCUUGUUUUUUGACAGAUCUCUGGUCCCGAUGCCAGGUGCAAGGCUGUUAUUCAUUUUCUAAGGUAUUCUUUGUUUAGGUUACCGUCAUCCCCAAACCGAAAGAUGACUUUUCUCAGUCUUAAAACCUACCAAAUCCAGUUCCAACCACGUUUCUAAACGCUCAAACGACUUUUUUUGUUUUUUGUCUCUUUGGUUUCUCCUAUCAAAAUUUUUUCGCCAUGUCGCACCAUCAAAACCAGGAAUCCCUGUUCGAAAAACUCGAAUCCAACGACAAAAAACUGGCCGAAGACACCAAGUACAGUAUAUGGGAACAGUUUUCCAAAACUCAGGAACCUUACGUUAUACAUGGUCUAUACGAGUACUACUUAAGCACAAGCUCAGUGAGAUGUAUAGAGAUAAUAAUUGCUUUAAAAGAACCACACCAGCAAUUUUUAUUUGACAGAUUAUUGGACUCAAUCAGGAACCCGAAAACGGAAUUGACCAUUAAGGUACAGGCUUUUACACUUUUGGGGCAUAUAGCCCGCAGUCAGCCGUCGUGGCUGUACAAAAUACAGGACCAUCCUUUGUUCAGGGAGAUUUUAAAAUUUUUAACUACUGAAACAGAGCUAUUGCCCCUAAUAAGUGCCCUACUAGUAUUAAUAAUUUUCCUACCAAUGUUUCCUACAGCGAUUGGUGAACAUUAUUUGAAUGAUAUAUUUGAAAUAUUCAGGAGGUUGGCCGCCUGGAAUUCUCACGUUCCAGGCAAGUUGGUCGAGGACCAAAUGAUUCAUUUGCAGGUGGCAUUGUACGCGCUGUUUUUACGAUUAUACGGAAUGUUUCCUCAAAAUUUCCUGUACUACCUUAGGAGCCAGUUCAAAGAUAAAAACAAUCCGGUGUUUUGUCACACAAUCAAGCCAAUGAUGGAUACGGUAAAGAUGCAUCCAUCUCUAGUGACUACCUCGAAAGAGAAUGAAACAACAACAGAGAGAUGGAAAAAAAUGAGCGUCCACGACGUUAUAGUGGAGUGUGAACGAUUCAGUUUGGACAUUACAGAUCGCUGCCCUCACGAGACCUGUCAAAAUACCACAGAGUUCCGUUCCAGAUCGGGUACCAUGAACUCGGCCAUUGUCGGUGAGUCUUCUUCGGCGUCUUAUCACCAGCAGAACCUCAGGUCUUUGGCUUCUCUGCAAAUGGCUGGUAACGAUGGUACGUUUUUUUCUCCCAGUCAGGCCUACCAACUGCACCAGACGCCGCCCAUCGUGGAGUCCCAGGCUACCAGUGUCCAACUGCGACACAUUCAGGUAAUCGAGGGGCAUUAUAAUAGAGGUUCGUACCCUUUGAGUCAAGAAGGGUCUCCGCCAGAGGCAGCCAUUGAAGCCACCCCAGAAACAACGCCCAUAAGGGACUUCAACACCACGCCCCUCGCUCUCACCACGCCCCCCACGACUAAAAGCAACGUUGCCAGAGCUCUCACGUCGUUCCGAACGAACGCUGCGGGUCAUAUAGUGAGCGGUACCCCAGCCAAUAGCGUGCCGUCGUCUCCGAUGAGGAAGGAACCGUCGCCCUUUGUGUUCCCGUCGAGCAGCGUGGUACUCAUGGGUAGCAACGACAACGGGUACCUGGGGGAGUACAACAGUAGGGCCGGGUCGGCCUUCGCCAGGGCCGGAGGCGUGGCAUUCGGUCAGCAUUUGAGCUACAGGCUGAGCCAGGAGAGGGCGCAAAUGCAGGUUAGCGAAAGUCCGGUUCAAGUUCUUAGUAAACCGCCUCCUUCGAGUCCUUUAAAAAUAAAACACACAGACCUAUCCAUGCGCUUAAGAACCGAAUCUCCUUCGGCUCAAGAGGACGAAGAAGUAUGCGGUUACUCCAGCAUUGCCAACAAGCACGAUUACACCAAGAAAAGGCCUGCCAAGUCCAGCAAUGAUAACGUUUUACCAGAUCUAGAUGACUCUGAUAACAACUUUAGCAAUGAAAUGGACCAAGGUUCUCCGUGCAGUGCUGGAGGUUUACACAUGCCCAACUCCAAGUCCUUUACGAAUUUCAAGAAGAGAAUAAGACAGUUCAGCCAUUCGAGUCAAUACAACACUGAACCGGAACAGACGGAGCUUUCUACAGGAAGCAGUCCCGGAAAUGGCGUGUUUUACUCUAGCAGUUCGACAGUUAGACGGGCCAAUUCGUGCCCUGACAUGAAGAAAAGUCCUCAGGCCCCUUUAAAAGACAACAAAAAGAAACCUUUUUACGAAACCGAUGAAGAAACCGUGUCGGAGGACCAAGUUUCGAAUACUUCGAACGGCGUCGAUUCCAAGUUCACCAGGAAGCAGAAGUUCCAGACUACUGAUUGCCACACUCAAACGGAAGUAUUCUGGCCCAUGCCCUACGAACACUUGUUCCUGACCAUAUUUCCUUCCUUGAAAGAAGAAGCUAACGAAACCAAAGCUAGCCCUUCGCCGAGUCCGGCACCUGUGCCCUACCAAUCCGUGGAACAGUACAAACCAUCCCUCUACGACAUUUUGGAUAGAUAUAUCGAAAACUGUGUUGCCACAUCGGACACAGGUCUACUGAAAAAUCAGCUGCAGUUGCUACACCAGCAGCUGCUGUUCGAGCGGCACAGGAGGGAAACGCACGCCUACAGAAACAGGAGGUUGCUGUCCGAUGCCAAGAGCACCAGGUUGCUGAAGGAAUACAAUUCUGCACUGAGGGACCAAGUUCAGCUCGAACAAAAAGAAAUAGACGAUCUCAGGCGGCAAUUAGAAGAGUUUAGACUAAAUUCUCUAGGUGAACAUAGGCAACUGAGUAACGACAUAGGGUUUUUGCAGGAUAAGUGCAAAUCUCUGACUGAAGAAAACGAUUUGUUGAACGAGAAGGUGAAACGUUUAGAAUCCGAAUACACCGAUUGCAAAAUUAAUUGCAGUACUUUGGAUAAGAGAAGACAGCAAGCUGAGGCAGCACUUUUAGACGCUUUGGCUGAAGUCAAGUUUGCGAAAGAACAGGCAAUGGCGGGCGAACAAGUAAAACAAGAACUGCAGAGGGUCAACAGGGAACUGCUUUUAAUAGGCGAACUGCACGUUAAAUAUAAGGAAAGGUUGGACCGAUUGAGCACUUUGAGACAGUGUGAAGAAGAAGUGAGGCAAAUUAAAGACAGUUACAAGGAGGAACUAAAAGCGAUGAAUCAUACAAUCGAAUUAAAAUCUGCUGCGGUAGAGGCGUACAAAAUGAAAGCCAUAGAGAUGGAGCAUCUGCUUCAAGCCAAAGACGAGGUGAUAUCCGCACAAAAAAGGACUUUAUCAUCUUACAAUGAGAAUGAGGAAGCUUUACUGGAGUCUAUCCAGAGCAAGUACGAGACGCAGCUCUCCGUGAAUUGCGUGCUGGAGGAGAAAAUCCUGGAGUUGAAGCAGAAGCUGGAGGCGGAAACGGCCCGGAGAAAAAUGAACUCCCCCGACACUUCGAGCUGCCACGAGGUGCAGGCUACCACGACGGCCGGUCUUAGCCCUCACUCGUCGCCGUUGUCCGCCUCGCUGGCGUCCUCGGCGGGCAGUACCACCGGGCCCAGAUAAGGCGCAGCCGAGCCGAGAAUGAAAACCGACUGAUUUUCCACUAUUGUUUUAGACUAGUUAGUUAUAAGCGAAAAAGAUCUUCGAUAAGGUUCGUGGAAUUGAAAAAGAAAUCGUUAAAAAUAAUUUUUACUCGAUUUUUUUAACGAACGUAUUAAGAAGAAAGACGAAAAAAUGAAACCUCAUUGUGUAAGUCGUAAACUUGGACUAUUUAAUGCCUGGACACUUUCUGUGAUCUGUAUUUUGUAGCCAACAUAGAAUUUUAUAUGAGUUGCCUGUUUUUUUAAAUAUUUUUAUUAAUUUACAAAGAAAUCAAUCUUCUUUGUUGUCUUACUCUCUUUUUAACGCAAGCAGGUUAUGUUGGCUUUGUACUAAAGACUUCAGAAAAGUGUCUAGUUGUUCUAUGGUCUAAGGUCUUAAAAUAUAUAAGUAUUGAACCUGGAUUUUAUGUUUAAGCUACAGACUCGUGCAACACUUUACUUGAAACAAUUUUAGAUAUACAGGGUGUUCACGUAUAUUUUAGGCAAUAACAAUUAUUUCUUUAAAAAAUCUUCCGUAAUUUAAACUUUGUUCUGAAACUAAUAUUUAGGGAAGUAAGUAGCUAUUGGUUAAAAUGCAUAUAAACACUCUGUACAUAAUAAUUGUCCAUAACAUUUUAUUAUAAAUACAUAUUAAUUACAAUGGAUAAAGGCAUUCCGUUUUGUAUAUGCCGUAAAAAAAUAAUUAUUUACUAUUUUAUGUACUGUUUUCACCGAAAACUUCCCUAAAUAGAAACAAAUUAAAUGCGACAAAUUUUUGUGUUUGUUCUUCGAUAAGAUAUUAUUAAUUAAGGUGAAAACAGACAUAAGGGAGUAAAACUAUUUUUUGGUGCAGCUUUUUUCAUGUUAUUUUUAUCUAUAACAAAAUUGUCCAAUCACUGUACAAAUCUAAGAAGUGUCAGAUUGUUGAUCUUUGACAAAGUAUGUUGCUAUGGCUAUUAUAUUGUAUUGUUAAAGAAACUGACUUAAAGUCAUUUUUAAUAAAUGUGUU